This is a messenger RNA of Agelaius phoeniceus (red-winged blackbird), 1723 nucleotides long. NCBI's taxonomy places the organism in Eukaryota, Metazoa, Chordata, Aves, Passeriformes, Icteridae. The record is from RefSeq and is a predicted model, not a curated record.
GUCUGGACUCCUGGAUGCUGUCCUGGCAUCACUUCCUGCCUCUGCAGCAGCUCCUGCUGCCCACCAUCAGCACCUGCUGGCUUCUUCCCUUCCCACGGUGGCCUCUGGGGCUCCUGCUGUCACCCUGGAGACACAGAGUGAGUCGCCUUCUCCCCCUGCACAGCCCAUGUCCACAGGAGCCUCCCCAGCACAGCCCAGGGCUUCCAGCCCUGCAGGUCCCACCGUGACUGGGAUGGGCUCCACAGCCCCUGGUGUCACCCCAGAGCUUGGACAGAUGUUUGUGACGGGAGAAUUCAGGACAGCAUCAGUGGGAGCCGUUCCCACUCCAGCAGGAGCUCCAGGGCCCAGCCCUGCCAGCCCAGGCUCCGUGCCUGCCCCCUGCUCCACGGACCCAGCUCUGCAGCGUGGCUCUGAGCCUGGGUACCUCACUGCCACCAGCAGCAAUGUGACCUCUCCAUCCUGCCUGCUGAGCUCUCCUGGGGCUGGGCAUGCAGCCAGCUCCCUGCCCAGCUCCCAGAGCCUGGCUGUGCCCACAGCCCUGACCCUCCGUGUCCAUGCCGUGUCCAGUGGCUCCAGCGCUUCCCAGAACUCCUCCACAGCCACGGAGCAGCUCCCUGCAGCCACCAGAGAGGCCUCCAGCCCAGCUGAGCUGAUGACAAAGGGCAGACCUGGCUCCACAGGGACAAACCCCCCUGCAUCCCACCCCUGCAGCCUGCCCUUGCCCACCCAGCCUGUGCACGUGCUGCCCCUUCAAUUCCGGCUGCUGGGCAUCGCCUACGCCCCGGCUCUGGGCAGCAGGAAUUCCCUGAGCUACCGGCAGCUGGAGGGAGAUGUGACACUGAUGCUCAACCAGAUGCUGUCCAGCUACGAGAGCUUCCUGCAGGCAAAUGUCCUCGAGUUCAUGAAUGGCUCAGUGGUGGUGAGAGGGGAGGUUCUGUUCCGGGGGGAUGCUCCUGCUCCCACCAACUCCCACCUGAUCCGCACAGUGGUCACAGAGGCAAGCAAGGGAAGGAGCAUCUUCAGCUGGCAGCUGGAGCCCCAGUCUCUCCAGUCUGCUGGCUUCAGCCUGGAGAACCUGGACCCAGAGAAGCUGUCCAUCUCCCUCACUGGCUCCCAGCUUGGGGUGGACAGGAUGGAUCUUCUGGAGAGGCUGGUCAGAGAGGUAACUGCAUCUGUCAGUGGCCUCUAUCACGUGAGGAACUUCACCAUCUCCCAGCUCAGGAACCUGGGUGUGAACACUGAGAUCACUGGAGACCUCUACCUAGACACAGUUGUCCAUGCUGACGUUACGGAGGUCCUGGAAGCCCUGACUGCACUCUCAGGCCUCUCCAUGGACCUGAGCUCCAUCUCUGUGGAGGGGUCCAAGCUGGGUCUGCUCGUGUACCCUCUGUCCUUUGUCGUCACCAACAGACCCUUCAGCCAGAAGCUUCAGGAUCCUCUCUCUGCAGAGCACCACAAUCUCUCUAGGGACCUUGGUGAUGCGGUGGCCAGAGCCCUGAGGGAUUACCCAUCCUUCCUGAUAGCCAUCAUCAAAGAAUUCCUGCCUGGCUCCUUGCUCUGCCAUGGGAACAUGAUCUUCCGGCACCCCGCUCCAACCAGCGUGCAGGUGCUGAAGACCCUCGUGCGCUCGGUGGGGCCAAACCAGGCUCUGGCUGGCUCUGACAUCCAUGUGGAUCCAUUCUCUCUCUCUGUGGGAGAGAGGCUCAGGUGUCUUGGCUGCUGA